Messenger RNA from Hymenoscyphus albidus, 953 nucleotides. Lineage: Eukaryota; Fungi; Ascomycota; Leotiomycetes; Helotiales; Helotiaceae. The record is from the annotation of a GenBank genome assembly.
AUGGUAAAGAGUGGGAACUGAUAGACCAGCGUGAUACUUGAAAGCCCCUCCGCAUUCAUUUGUGGUGUUUGUAGCUAGCAGGUCUUUGAAUCACUUUUCACAAUUUGAACAAUUUGAACAAUUUUACUCCACGCGUUGUGCAAUUCGAAAUCCCGCUCCAAUAAAGAAAAAAGCCGCAACCAACAUAAUGGUAUCAGAAGCCGAAGCACGGCAAAACGGCCGUGAUUUUAUCAUGGCAAAACACGGCCGGAAUCGAAGAACAACUUGAUUAUCUUCGUGUCUUUCGCGACUUGGGAGUGAGGAAAAUGCAAUUGACUUAUAACACUCAGAAUUACUCUGGAGCUGGUUAUACGGAAAUCAGAGAUUCUGGUUUGACAGGUUUUGGCCAAGAGGUUGUCACAGAGAUGGCAAAAUUGGGAAUUGUCUUUGAUCUCAGUCAUGUUGGGCCUCAGACAAGUGCUGAUGUUAUCGAGUUCGCGCCCGCUGGCAAACCACCUUGUUUCUCUCAUGUCCUGCCUGGGGGAAUGCUUGACCAUCCGAGAAACAAGUCAGACGCUUUGAUCAAGGGAAUUGCCGCAAAGGGGGGAUUCAUUGGACUUUCCCAAUUUGGACCUCAUAUGGAGAAAGGUAACGACUCAACAAUAGACGACUAUGUUCGUGCUCUGGAUUAUGUCAUCGGUUUGGCCGGUGAGGAUUUGGUAGGAAUUGGUUCAGAUUCUAGCGAAGGACAUGGAAGGCCCAGUGAUUUCAUGGCGUGGUGUAACAAGGACAAAGGAUACGCUAGGAGAUUAACACCCUGGGGGAGCCAGAAGGUAGUCAAACCGCUAGGACCACUGGCGGAGAUGGAGAAGCUCGCAGAGUCGAUGGCAAGAUCAGGAUGGUCGGAGGCAAAGAUUAGGAAGGUCCUCGGAGAGAAUUGGUUGAAUUAUUUGGAGAAGAUCUUCGGAGAGUAA